Messenger RNA from Tinamus guttatus (white-throated tinamou), 1435 nucleotides. NCBI's taxonomy places the organism in Eukaryota, Metazoa, Chordata, Aves, Tinamiformes, Tinamidae. The record is from RefSeq and is a predicted model, not a curated record.
UUUUCCUUCUAGACACUGCAAAACGAACUGCAGUAUUUGGGGACCAUGGCUACAGACCCACUGUCAGAACUUCAGGAUGACCUGAAUUUGGAUGAUACCAACCAGUCCCUCAACCAGCUCAAACUGGCCUCCAUAGAUGAUAAAGACUGGCCAUCGGAUGAAGUCCCUGUUUUUCCCAAAUCAGAGGACUCCAAAGCCUCCCCUGAGCCUGUCACUCAUCUGCGGUGGGAUGAUCCCUACUAUGAUAUCGCCAGGCACCACAUCGUGGAAGUAGCAGACCAGGGUGCACUUGAUGGGGCUCAACCAGGUGAUGACAAGUAUGGACGGAAAGUCAUUUUAUUCAGUGCCUGCCGGAUGCCCCCAAGUCAUCAACUUGAUCAUGUGAAACUGCUGGGGUACCUGAAGUUCACACUGGAUCAGUAUGUGGAGAGUGAUUACACACUGGUGUAUCUGCACCAUGGCCUGACCAGUGAGAACAAGCCAUCCCUGGGCUGGCUGCGCGAUGCCUACCGGGAAUUCGAUCGCAAGUACAAGAAGAACAUCAAAGCAUUGUAUAUUGUACACCCAACUAUGUUCAUCAAGACCCUGCUGAUUCUCUUCAAACCCCUGAUCAGCUUUAAGUUUGGACGAAAGAUUUUUUACGUGAACUUUCUUAGUGAACUGGAGGAGUACGUGAAGCUGGAGCAAUUGGGAAUCCCAAGCCAAGUGCUGAAAUAUGAUGAAUAUCUGAGAUCCCUGCAGAAGCCCUCCCAAGUGCCACAGAAGCCAAUACCCCCACGCCCGCCGCUGCCAAACCAGCAGUUUGGAGUCUCACUUCAGCAUCUGCGGGAGAAGAGCCCCGAUCAGUCGGCUGUUCCUCUGGUGGUCAGGGAGACCAUUGCCCAUUUGCAGGAGCACGCUCUUGCAACAGAGGGGGUUUUCCGAAGAUCAGCAAAUACACAGGUUGUCAGGGACGUCCAGCAAAAAUACAACAUGGGUUUAUCAGUGGAUUUCCAGCAGUAUGAAGACAUCCACCUCCCUGCUGUGAUCCUCAAGACCUUCUUGAGGGAGCUACCUGAGCCCCUCCUCACUUUUGACCUCUACAGCCAUGUUGUCAGCUUCCAAACUGUGGAGGAGGUGAAUCGUGUGGAUGUUGUUCGCAAAAUCCUCCAGACUCUUCCAGAAGAAAACUACCAAGUGCUUCGUUUCUUGACAGCCUUUCUGGUGCAGGUCUCUGCUCACAGUGACCAAAACAAGAUGACAAACACCAACCUAGCGGUUGUUUUUGGCCCAAAUCUGCUGUGGGCCAAAGAUGUAGCCAUUACCCUCAAAGCCAUCAACCCCAUCAACACCUUUACGAAGUUCUUACUGGACAACCAGAAGGAGCUGUUUGAGGAUGUGGAGGCCUAAGCCCAGGCUGGCCCACACAAGCACACUGUGCCCACCUUCCUUCCCA